GCCGGUUGGGCUAAGGACUAGGGGCCAGGGCAGAGAUCCUAUGGAAAGGACGCUGCACGCUGCGCCGCCGGGACCCAGAUUCUCUGGGAGAAUGAUCAGGAGCCGUUUCCCAGACCCAAGGAAUGAGCGCGAGCGAGGAAGGCAAUCUGGUGGUGCUAAAGGGCCUUGGAAGGCGGUCGGAGGGCAGGCGGGUUGUGGCGGCGGCCGUUACCAUGGUAACCAGGGGACCGGAAGUGGCGGUCCUAGGAUGUGACAGCUCCCUUCUCAGGCCUUCAGGCCGGGAUCCUCAGGACUCUACGCGGCACGCCGCAAGGAACGAAUUGUGUUGCCUCCCCGGCGGGAAGGGAAUGGAGGCUUUUCAAAACCUUUAAAGGAAGGCGGCAAAGAGAAGGCUUUUUUUUUUUUUUGCAUUGCUUCCAUGCCUGGCAAAGACCUGAGGAUGGAGCUGCAGCCAAGGAGACCCACAACCUUCCGGAAGUGGAAUGAAGGGAGCCUCAGCCUUGCUGUCCACCACCUCCCGGAAGCGGAAACAGAAUCCCAGCCGGGCCCCUUCCACACUGCCCUCCAGGUCCCACUGCAGCCAUUGCGGCAGCCACGAUGCCGAAGCGAAAGAAGCUGAUUCAGCAGCACCAGCCUCCACGACCGCAGGCCCCACUGCCCGAUCGCGAAGAGCUCGGAGACGACGACGACGACGGGAGUCCCAUCGGACCACCGAGCCUUCUGGGCCCUCCUCCAAUGGCCAAUGGGAAGCCCGGUGAUCCCAAGGCAGCUCUACACAGAGGUCCUCCGGGCUCUCGAGGACCAUUGAUACCACCACUGCUGAGUCUCCCGCCUCCUCCCCGGGGUAGAGGCCCAAUGCGGAGAGGCCUGGGUCCCAGGUUUGGCCCAUAUGGCCGUGGUUGGUGGGGAGUCAGUGCUGAGCCUCCUUUUCCGGGGCCGGGCCAUGGGGGUCCACCCAGGGGAGGCUUUCACAGAGAGCAGAGGAACCCUCGAAGGCUCAAGAGCUGGUCUCUCGUCAAGAAUACCUGCCCACCUACAGAUGGACCCCAGAUGAUGGAAGACAAAUCUGACCAACCCGUCUGCCGACACUUUGCCAAAAAGGGCCGUUGUCGAUACGAAGACUUCUGUGCCUUCUACCACCCAGGCGUCAACGGACCUCCCCUGUGAGACUGCCUUCCCAUCCGGCUGGGAUGAGCCCCCUGGGACCUGUGGCCAUACCUUCCCUGUGGCCCGGUGAUAGCUACUGUGAGGCUCCCACGAGACACCCCCUCUGUCAGUGACACCCACCCUCAGCCAGCACCUCCCCAUCAGGGUCCAGCGUGGGGUUUUAUCACCGGUACACCCGUUGCACUCCUGCGAUCCGGCCUCGGGGCCCCAUCCGGGCGCCCAGCAGCUGCCUCCUGGAGCCUUCUCCCCCUUUGCCAAAUGACUGCCGAACAGGAAACCUUGUUGGUGCUGUCUCUCGGGCAUCUGUCCACCUGUACCCGGUCUUGCCCUCCAUUCCCGAGAGUCCUGGAGCCGUUUCCCACCGUUCCCUUCUGCUGGCUGCUUUUCUGUGGCAUCCCCCACCCCCGGUGUUGUCAGCUGCUCUGUGGGACUCCCCAGGCUGCCGGGCCUGGGGUAAGGGUGAGAGACUGCCACCGAGUUCCUCCCAGCAAGGCCAUCCUCCUGACUUUGGGAUUUCAGUUUCUGCGUCAGUAGCAUGAGCCCAUCGCUAUGGUCUGUGAUCACGGUGCUUUGUGAAACUGUGCGCCCUCCUCCGUGUCCGUGGCCCUUUUUGUGGCUUCCCCACCCUAGAGUCCUUUUUCUGCCAAACUGGGCAGGCUCCUGGUGCCCUUCGGACAUUCCUCGGCCUUCCCAACCCGGGAGGAUGGUGAAACUUCCCAGGAGUCUGCCUGCCCGCUCCUUCCCAUUUCCCACCCCACGGUGGGGUCUUUGGGUCUGGCAGGCCCUUGUGGCACCGGAUUAACGCCUCUGCUGGGCCUGUCCCGUCUCCAGGCCAUGCUAGUUCAACUUUGUCAUUGGGAGGGCACCAGCCCUUUCCUGGGAAUUCUGUGAAUCUCCACCGGGUCUCUCACCAGGUGGAACCUGGACCAGACUGUCUCCCUCUUCCAGCCCCGCCCCCAUCCUUGGCACUGGUUGUUUUCUGUGAAAACGGCGGUGAACGGAUGCAGUUUUGAACUGCCCCAAGGACCUGGGUCAGGGGUUAUAUGGGCAAGAGGGGAGGACCAGAGCUGUUGGAGAAAGGAAAAUGACCUUUUCUGGGUUUUGGUUGGGGUUUUUUUUUAGAGUUUUUUUUUUUUUUAAUAUUAGUAAUAAAUGCGGUAGAAACGAGCAUUUCUCGCAUCCCCGUAUUCCAGGCACCUGUGAAGGUGCGGUCCUUCUCACGUGCUGCAGACAGCAUGUGCCUCAUGUAACCCACGCACAGCGGUGACUGAGAAACACCAAUGCUGAGCGUUUCUUCUCAUUGGAAAACAAGCGGGUGCCACCUACCUGCGGGCAUCCACCAGACUAACCUGCAUUGUGUUCAGGUGUCGGAAAAGGACGUAUUAGAGUGGGAUACUGAAACAUUUAUUGUUAUCUGUAGGUUUCGUGUAUACGGAAAGGUACGGAUGAAGCCUUUUCAAACCUAUUUGGUAGGCAUUGGGGCCCUAACUAGACAGUCAGCAGUUGACACCCACCCAUCCCUCUACAGGAGGAAGAUGCGGCUCUGCUCCCCCAAAGAUUUACCGUCUCAGAAACCAAAUCGGAGGCUUGCUAGGAGGCAGAACCGACGGCUCAUUGGCAGCGUGUUUGGGGUGGUUGGUUUUUGUAGGCCAGGCACCGUACUGGACUCUAAAAUAAACAGAUCUGAAAUCUAAA
Molecule: messenger RNA, 2862 nt
Organism: Echinops telfairi (small Madagascar hedgehog)
Lineage: Eukaryota; Metazoa; Chordata; Mammalia; Afrosoricida; Tenrecidae
Gene: PRR3
Product: proline rich 3
Exons: 4
Coding region: 598-1167 (189 amino acids)
Molecular function (GO): metal ion binding; RNA binding
Source: RefSeq, a predicted model, not a curated record